GCGGCGGCGGGGGCCGGGGGGGCCCGGGCGCGCGGGAGCGGGAGCGGCCGGGGGAGCCGGAGCGCACCAUGGAGGCGGCGGCAGGCGGCCGCGGCUGUUUCCAGCCGCACCCGGGGCUGCAGAAGACGCUGGAGCAGUUCCACCUGAGCUCCAUGAGCUCGCUGGGCGGCCCGGCCGCUUUCUCGGCGCGCUGGGCGCAGGAGGCCUACAAGAAGGAGAGCGCCAAGGAGGCGGGCGCGGCCGCGGUGCCGGCGCCGGUGCCCGCAGCCACCGAGCCGCCGCCCGUGCUGCACCUGCCCGCCAUCCAGCCGCCGCCGCCCGUGCUGCCCGGGCCCUUCUUCAUGCCGUCCGACCGCUCCACCGAGCGCUGCGAGACCGUACUGGAAGGCGAGACCAUCUCGUGCUUCGUGGUGGGAGGCGAGAAGCGCCUGUGUCUGCCGCAGAUUCUCAACUCGGUGCUGCGCGACUUCUCGCUGCAGCAGAUCAACGCGGUGUGCGACGAGCUCCACAUCUACUGCUCGCGCUGCACGGCCGACCAGCUGGAGAUCCUCAAAGUCAUGGGCAUCCUGCCCUUCUCGGCGCCCUCGUGCGGGCUCAUCACCAAGACGGACGCCGAGCGCCUGUGCAACGCGCUGCUCUACGGCGGCGCCUACCCGCCGCCCUGCAAGAAGGAGCUGGCCGCCAGCCUGGCACUGGGCCUGGAGCUCAGCGAGCGCAGCGUCCGCGUGUACCACGAGUGCUUCGGCAAGUGUAAGGGGCUGCUGGUGCCCGAGCUCUACAGCAGCCCGAGCGCCGCCUGCAUCCAGUGCCUGGACUGCCGCCUCAUGUACCCGCCGCACAAGUUCGUGGUGCACUCGCACAAGGCCCUGGAGAACCGGACCUGCCACUGGGGCUUCGACUCGGCCAACUGGCGGGCCUACAUCCUGCUGAGCCAGGAUUACACGGGCAAGGAGGAGCAGGCGCGCCUCGGCCGCUGCCUGGACGACGUGAAGGAGAAAUUCGACUAUGGCAACAAGUACAAGCGGCGGGUGCCCCGGGUCUCCUCUGAGCCUCCGGCCUCCAUAAGACCCAAAACAGAUGACACCUCUUCCCAGUCCCCCGCGCCUUCCGAAAAGGACAAGCCGUCCAGCUGGCUGCGGACCUUGGCCGGCUCUUCCAAUAAGAGCCUGGGCUGUGUUCACCCUCGCCAGCGCCUCUCUGCUUUCCGACCCUGGUCCCCCGCAGUGUCAGCGAGUGAGAAAGAGCUCUCCCCACACCUCCCGGCCCUCAUCCGAGACAGCUUCUACUCCUACAAGAGCUUUGAGACAGCCGUGGCCCCCAACGUGGCCCUCGCACCGCCGGCCCAGCAGAAGGUUGUGAGCAGCCCUCCGUGUGCCGCCGCCGUCUCCCGGGCCCCCGAGCCUCUCGCCACUUGCACCCAGCCUCGGAAGCGGAAGCUGACUGUGGACACCCCAGGAGCCCCAGAGACGCUGGCGCCCGUGGCUGCCCCGGAGGAGGACAAGGACUCGGAGGCGGAGGUGGAAGUUGAAAGCAGGGAGGAAUGUACGUUCACCUCCUCCUUGUCCUCGCUCUCUUCCCCGUCCUUUACCUCAUCCAGCUCCGCCAAGGACCUGGGCUCCCCGGGUGCGCGUGCCCUGCCCUCGGCCGUCCCUGAUGCUGCGGCCCCUGCCGACGCCCCCAGUGGGCUGGAGGCGGAGCUGGAGCACCUGCGGCAGGCACUGGAGGGCGGCCUGGACACCAAGGAAGCCAAAGAGAAGUUCCUGCAUGAGGUGGUCAAGAUGCGCGUGAAGCAGGAGGAGAAGCUCAGCGCAGCCCUGCAGGCCAAGCGCAGCCUCCACCAGGAGCUGGAGUUCCUACGCGUGGCCAAGAAGGAGAAGCUGCGGGAGGCCACGGAGGCCAAGCGUAACCUGCGGAAGGAGAUCGAGCGUCUCCGCGCCGAGAACGAGAAGAAGAUGAAAGAGGCCAACGAGUCACGGCUGCGCCUGAAGCGGGAGCUGGAGCAGGCGCGGCAGGCCCGGGUGUGCGACAAGGGCUGCGAGGCGGGCCGCCUGCGCGCCAAGUACUCGGCCCAGAUCGAAGACCUGCAGGUGAAGCUGCAGCACGCGGAGGCGGACCGGGAGCAGCUGCGGGCCGACCUGCUGCGGGAGCGCGAGGCCCGGGAGCACCUGGAGAAGGUGGUGAAGGAGCUGCAGGAACAGCUGUGGCCGCGGGCCCGCCCCGAGGCUGCGGGCAGCGAGGGCGCUGCGGAGCUGGAGCCGUAGAUUCCGGGCCUGCCGCCGCAGCGCCGCCGACAACGCGGGUGCAGGGGGGCGCGGCUGGGCGGUGCAGCUCUGCCCGGCUCCGCCCCUGCAGCCCACACAGCACAACGUCUUACUGUGCCUAUUACCAAGCGAGUGUUUGUAACCAUGUAGUUUUGGAAUCCACUGCAAAAUUUUCUACUGGCCAAGUUCAAGUGAGCAAGCCGUGUCCCCCAACUACAGCUGGAGACGGGGCCAGCUCGGCGGCCUGCUGGUCCUCUGCUUGCUGGAACAUUCUAACAUUUACACUUUUGUUAUAAGCUAUUUAAAACCAGUAAGGAGACUUGAAAUUCAGAAAAUCAACACAUUUUUAAAUGACUCACUUUUAAAAGCCCCAACACACGACGCCAUCUGAAGACCCGCAACGGAGUGGGGGUGGCGGCCGCCCCACCCUCCCCACCCGGGGAAGCCAUCACAGCUCAUCUGCCCGCGGCUGCGUGAGGACAGCAGGGGUUUUUCUUCAGAGUCUAUUUUUUCAGCGACAAGGACCCAGGUCUUCCUGCUGCUGCCAGGGAGAGCAGGGACAGUGCCGCGUGCGAGAUGAGCUCGAACACUGCCCGCCUUACUGCCGCCCACCCCGCCCGCCACGCCGCCGUCGAUGCCAGCGCCGUCCCCACGGGUACCAGGAAGUGCAGAGCCGCACAGGAGCUGCCCCAGAGCUGAGGGGACGGGCUUCGGCUCCUCUGCACCCCGUGAUUCUGCCCACGCUCCUCCACCACGAGGCACUGACCUGCGUCGGGUGGUGACCGUGGCUGGCGGUCACGCCCUCAGCCCCUCCGGGCACACGUGCCGCCUGACCGGGCGACCCUUUUCAGUUCGGCAAACGUCGCUCCCUUCAUUUUGGGACUGAGGCUGCAGCAUUGGAACAAAACAGCAUUAUUUCAAUUUUUCUUUCUUUUUUUUUUUUUUGUUCGUUCAUUUAAACGUAUAUUUAGAACUGCACUUUGUCCACAACCUUCCCUUCUCUUUCUAUUCCCCAGUGAACUGAGGUUUUUACCGAUUUAUAGAGCAGUCAAAUCCGAAGUGCUCGAGUGCUUAGAAACCCCCUCUGGUGCUUGGUUGAACAAGGGAAUCACAAGAAAACGAAAAUGCAAAAACUGAACUUCGGGGGUCGUUCUGUGCCUUCCAGCAUCUUGUACAGCAAAUCCUGACUCGUGUCUUUUUACCCCCAAGAUAUGUCUUCAGUAGCGACUGAAUCUGCCACUCUCAGAAUAAGUUCCUUGCAUUUAUUCCAAAUAAUCUCGUUUACUCUCACCUGUUUAUGCAAAUUGUAUAAGGUUUCUUAUGCCCAAGCUUGAAAAAUGAUUUCCCAGUAGACAAGAGGCGGCUACCUAUCCUACAGUUACGGUAUUUAUUUACAUAAGAAGAUCUUACAGGAGUUCUUUGCUUGAAUCCGUUCUAACACCCGCGGCAGCUGCACGCGCUCACAGAAGGUGGAGGUUACUUGCCCAGGUACAGACGACCUCGGGGCAGUGACGAGCAAAGACCAGAGACUGCUGAGCCCUCGCAUCUGGGUGGCGGAAUUGCCUGCGGGGUUUUGCCCUUGGUUUACUGAGGGGGGUCUUGGUUGCUGCUGAAGCCCCCCACCCCUUCUAAAGUGCAAUGCAAAAGGGACAUCAUGUAUAUGCAGCGUUUGUUUGGAAUUUUCUUUGCUUUUGUUUUCUUUGCGGUUCUGUGUGCAUGGAUUCCACACCUCUGCCGUAGGUAGAUCCGUCAGCGGGCAUUAUUACCGUGUCUUGUAAAGGGUCGGUUUUGUUAUGCAACACGCAGAAUGCUGUUUUUAGCCUUGUUUUACCAGAGUUUUUUUUUUUUUUUCAGUUAUUUCUUCAAGGGAAACUAAAUGAUUUAGUUGGAGCAAAGCUUUAAGUGUGUUGGCGUGCUUCUGUGUGGCUGUCCUGUGUCGCCAGGUCGAAGAUCACAGUGAGGUAGAGGCCCUGCCCCAUCCCCAGGGCCGCCAGGCUUGCUCCGUUUGCUUUGAGUUUUUAGACCCCAGAGGGAGAUGAGCUUUUCCAAGCUGUGUCUGGGCCAGAGCCUCUCCUUGCCCUUGCUCCAUCCCGACGGUCACCGUUGGGUCCACGCCUCCACCGCCCCAUCUUGCCCCAAACGGAAAGCGCUGUAUCUGCAGUGGCAGCCCUUCCCCACUUCGGCUCUGGGAGGGUCCAGCCAGUGUCACCUGGGCCCACCCUUUCCUGCAGCUGCCAGGCCCGUGCGGUCAGUGGGACCUGGACGUGGGCAGGCGAGUUCGGGACCCUCCCAGGCAGUUCCCACAGCUCUUGCCUCGGCUCACCAGGGUCACUUCCACUGUCAGGGGCCUGAGGGGGCAGCUGUGGCUGCAGGGCUGCUCUGGACUGAGGGGUCCCAGGCCCCGAGGGGUGCACGCCUGGCUCCCCUUGGCACAGGUGCGAGUCCGUUUCUUUUCAGCAGAAGGGGGAAGAGGUGUCCGCUGUGUGGGCUGCUGACUCCUCUGUGUGUGAGGCCCUUCAUCUAAGUGAUUGUGUAUUCAGUUUAAUUCUCAUUAUAUUUCUAUACUGAAAGAAGAUUUUUAACGAAGGGAAAAACAACAGCAAUAACAUUCAUAUCUCUGGAGCAGCUAACUCAUACACAUAAUGUCUGCUUUUCGUACAGAACUAGCCAAUGUAAAAACAGUUCACCUGUAAAUACCUUUUCCUUUUUCACCGUUGUAUUAUACAUGUAUAUGCUGGGUCCUUUUUCAGAAACUCUUUUCUUACCUGAGAGUUGUCUUGUUUUCUGGGCUGUUUUUAACUGAGGAAAAAAAAAAAAUGCUUUCCUGCCGGGGGGCAGGGGAGACGGAGAAACCCGUGUGCGUUUCCCAUGUGACCCCCUCCUCCCUGUGGGUCCGAGCCCUGGCCCCCCAUCCCUCCUCCCUGUGGGUCCGAGCCCCGGCCCCCCAUCCCUCCUCCCUGUGGGUCCGAGCCCCGGCCCCCCCCACCCCCUCCUCCCUGUGGGUCCGAGCCCCGGCCCCCCAUCCCUCCUCCCUGUGGGUCCGAGCCCUGGCCCCCCCCACCCCUCCCUCAGCCCACCAGGGUCCAGGGAGAUGUUCGUUCUCGCUUUAAGUCAGGAGUCACAAAUGACUUUUUUUUUUUCAAUUAAGGAAAAAGCUCCAUCUCUACCUUUAACAUCACCCAGACCCCGCCCCUGCCCGUGCCCCACGCUGCUGCUAACGACAGUAUGAUGCUUACUCUGCUACUCGGAAACUAUUUUUAUGUAAUUAAUGUAUGCUUUCUUGUUUAUAAAUGCCUGAUUUAAAAAGAAAAGAAAGAGCUUGGCAUAUUUAUCUAUUUCGCUGUGUACCUGUUAGUCCUUCCCCGACCCCGAAACAGAUGACAUUGUACAAUAAAGGACUUUGAGAGGA
Messenger RNA from Pan troglodytes (chimpanzee), 5670 nucleotides. It is a transcript of the gene SKI, whose product is annotated as SKI proto-oncogene. Bases 69 to 2261 code for a protein of 730 amino acids. The transcript is spliced from 7 exons. The record is from RefSeq and is a predicted model, not a curated record. Gene Ontology annotation, molecular function: DNA-binding transcription factor activity, RNA polymerase II-specific; SMAD binding; RNA polymerase II cis-regulatory region sequence-specific DNA binding. NCBI's taxonomy places the organism in Eukaryota, Metazoa, Chordata, Mammalia, Primates, Hominidae. Gene Ontology annotation, cellular component: cytoplasm; nucleus; transcription regulator complex. Gene Ontology annotation, biological process: negative regulation of transforming growth factor beta receptor signaling pathway; negative regulation of BMP signaling pathway; negative regulation of transcription by RNA polymerase II.